AUGCAGACGAUUCUCUCCAGAGCCGGAAAGGCUCCUCGCAGCGGGUGCAAGGCCUGCACCAGCGCCAUUGAGACCCUGGGCAAGAGACCGGUCUCUGCUCGCCGCAAGCCGACGUUCGCCGAGCUCUUCACAGCAUGCUACAGCUCGGUAUUCGCCACGGCAGCAUUGGUAGAUGCUGUCAGGAAGGAUGAUCGCAGGAAAGAGCUAGAUCGUCAGCUAGACGAAGUUCGAAAGGAAUUGGCCGACCUUCAGGAUGGCCGGCAACGGCCCAGCUCGGACGACGACUCAACAGCUCCGGAACUCAGUCUUCGACAGAUGGAUACGCUAUGGCAGAGCCUAAAGAAGAUAUACAACAACCGCCCUUACAUGAAGGAAAUACACCAACCAGCAACCAUAAGCGCAUCCGAUCUUGUCGAAGCUUUAAAGCACGAACACUACGGCUGUUCAGACGGUCCGUUGCGGAAUCCCAAGAGGCAGAUGGAUUACGAUAGGCUUGAAGGUGCAAUAAUGCAAGAGGAGAGUGCGAAUGGGAGAUAUUACCGAGAACCCCGGAAUCAGGCCCAGCUGCUCCGCGAAUCCCUGAGUACAGAGACCCUUGUUCGGAAACUUUUGGACCGUACCAGAUAUCUCCCCGAGGACCAGUCCGGCCCCUCGCUUCAAAAAGCCCGGACUUUACUGGAGAAAGGAAGUCAGGGUUUCACAUUCCGAUCUAUCGACUCAGCUAGAGCUCGGGACAACACCAUCCUAUUGAACAAGCGCCUGAGAUCUUUGGCUGCUUCCUCGAAUCUCAAUAUGAAGGAGAAAGUUGGCAGGAUUUGCUAUAACUUGCUAGUUUCGUCACAUCCGCCAGAUAUACACACCUACAACACGCUCAUUGUUGCGUUCAACAAGUCAGGCCACCAUUCAUUUGCCGAGGCGCUAGUAGCUUCGUUCUUCCAAUACCGACUGCUACAGCCUACACCAUCCACAUUCAUCGCCAUCUUAAACCAUUACCAAUGCACUAAUAACCACGGAAGAUUUUUACGAGCACUCGCAUGCAUAACUGGGCUCGACAAUCGAACUGGCGCAAAAGUUCGCCGGAGGCACGUAUCAGACAUUGAAGAAAACCCAAAUCUUCUACCUUGGGCGCUGGACUCUAGACGCCGAACUCUGACCGGGGACUAUAUCUGGGACCAUCUACCACUUUCACAACCUUUGGUAGAAGAAAUCAUUGGCGGUCUGCUUCACUUCAAGCUCUUUGACCAGGCUGCGGCGUUUUUCAUUUCAUGUGUGCAUUCUGGAGUAAACCUGAGCUUGGAUUUAGUCAAAUACUUCCUUGACGAAUGCAUCAAUGCUCUGGACUGGAAAGCUGCAGUUCGAUUGACGUCCAGCUUCGCACGCUCCCAGUCGACUUUGCAGACGCUGCUUAAAGUGGGAGGGGAUGGCGAGAAUACCUCGUACGUUGCUGAGCGAAUACGAGUUUUGUUGGACAUUUGUGGUCUUGGUGGUCCAGACAAGCCGUCAAAGUCUCUUUUAGUCAACUUGAAGGUUUCCGGCCCCUCAUUUACGAAACUCCUCAACACAUUGGCCCAAGAGGCCGGGCCCCCAAAAGAGAGGCCAUCCUCUGAGAAAGAGAUAUACAGGACCAAAAGCAGAGUGCUGCAGCUGGAGAGCAUAUGGAAAGAGUAUGAGUUUGUGAGAAAAACUACGAUAUCCAUUGAGAGCAAGCUCCUCUACCCCGAGUUCUCACGGACCUUUCGAGCUUCAAUGGCACUCCACAUUGGCAAGACGGCCACACAAAGAAGCGAGCAGUUGGACCAAGAGCUGACACAACUCAUGGAGAGUACCGCUUUGAUUGGAUCGACACCGCAGUCACUUCUAGAGAGUGAAGAUGCUACACCCCUUCCCGAAGAAGUCGCGCACGCACAGUCAGGGACGUCUUUGCCUGUACAUGCGACAAGGUCUGAUAAAUUCGAAUUGUUCGACCAUGGGAACACAGUUGAGUCCAAGCUCACGAGACCGAGGCCUGGGCAAUUACUCCCAGCUUGGCCGACUUGUCUACCAAGUGAAGACAGCGUGCUUCGGAGAAUGGCUGUGACUAAUGAGAGGAUGAUGAGAACUGAAGGAUGA
Messenger RNA from Trichoderma aggressivum f. europaeum, 2109 nucleotides. RefSeq lists its product as uncharacterized. Bases 1 to 2109 code for a protein of 702 amino acids. NCBI's taxonomy places the organism in Eukaryota, Fungi, Ascomycota, Sordariomycetes, Hypocreales, Hypocreaceae. The record is from RefSeq and is a predicted model, not a curated record. Gene Ontology annotation, molecular function: protein binding. The transcript has a single exon.